This is a messenger RNA of Prosopis cineraria, 1489 nucleotides long. RefSeq names its product rab GTPase-activating protein 22-like. The transcript has 11 exons. Lineage: Eukaryota; Viridiplantae; Streptophyta; Magnoliopsida; Fabales; Fabaceae. The coding region runs from base 12 to 1361 and encodes 449 amino acids. Gene Ontology annotation, biological process: activation of GTPase activity. The record is from RefSeq and is a predicted model, not a curated record. Gene Ontology annotation, molecular function: GTPase activator activity.
CGUGCUUUGGGAUGUGGAGAUCAGACAAUGGAGAGCCAGCUGAUUCUUACUAUGAAAUCCGGCCUGAGUGCAUUGAUGAUGUCCCCAAGACCAGAUUUAAGAUCAAGGCUGGAAAAACACUAAGUGUAAGAAAAUGGCAGGCGGCAUUUAAUCCAGAUGGAUAUCUGGAUAUAGGCAAGACAUUGAGCCGAAUCCAACGCGGGGGAAUUCAUCCGGCAAUCAGGGGAGAAGUUUGGGAAUUUCUUCUUGGCUGCUAUGACCCAAACAGUUCAACAGAAGAAAGAAAUCAGAUAAGACAGCGCCGAAGGGUGCAAUAUAAUACGUGGAAGGAAGUUUGCCACCAACUGUUUCCUCUUAUAGGAAGUGGAAAAUUCAUAACAGCGCCUGUAAUCACUGAAGAAGGGCAACCCAUUCAAGAUCCUUUAGUUCUGUUAGAAACAAACCCAGGAAACGGUGCCGUUAUUCCUCCUCCAGAUAAUGCAGCUCCUCUUACCUCCGACGCUGCAACUAAUUUAGAAAGGGUCACAGACAAGAGAAUCAUUCAGUGGAUGUUAACUCUCCAUCAAAUAGGACUCGACGUUCUUCGUACUGAUAGAACUUUGGUGUUUUACGAGAAGCAAGAGAACUUGGCAAAACUGUGGGAUAUUCUCGCCGUUUAUGCUUGGGUCGAUACUGAUGUUGGUUAUUGUCAAGGAAUGAGUGACCUGUGUUCCCCUAUGAUAAUGCUUUUGGAUGAUGAAGGUGAUGCCUUUUGGUGCUUUGAACGUCUAAUGCGCAGAUUGCGAGGGAAUUUCAGAUGCACUGAUAGCUCAGUUGGUGUGGAGUCACAACUCAGCACUUUGGCUUCAAUCACUCAAGUCCUUGAUCCAAAACUCCACGAACACUUGGAACAUCUAGGUGGAGGUGACUAUCUGUUCGCUUUCCGAAUGCUCAUGGUUUUGUUUCGCCGAGAAUUCUCGUUUUGCGAUUCUCUCUACCUUUGGGAGAUGAUGUGGGCUCUGGAGUAUGAUCCAGACUUGUUCAUGAUGUACGAAGAGCCAGACUCAGACUGUGAGAAGCCAGAGGAAUUGAAGAGAAAAGCCAAGUCCAAGAGUCAGUGUGGGAAAUACGAGAGAGACAAGUUGAAGAAUCAUUCUGAAGCUCCUCUUCCCAUCUCUGUCUUCCUCGUUGCCAGCGUUUUGAAAGAUAAGAGCGCUAAACUUCUCACUGAAGCUCGAGGCCUUGACGAUGUCGUCAAGAUAUUGAAUGACAUGACUGGCAAUCUAGAUGCCAAGAAGGCUUGCACUGGAGCAAUGAAACUCCAUAAGAAGUAUUUGAAAAAGGUACCCAAGAAGAGUAGUAGCACGGAACAUAGUUCUUGACAAUUUUAAUUGUUCUUUGAUCAAGCCAUCAAUUGAAUUUGUUAGUUGUUUUCAUACAAUUCGAUCGAUCGGCCGGCUUGGAGCUCAAAGGAAUUAAAAAAUGUAUGUUGUAAUCUGUAAGGUUAGCC